Messenger RNA from Didymosphaeria variabile, 2010 nucleotides. RefSeq lists its product as uncharacterized. Lineage: Eukaryota; Fungi; Ascomycota; Dothideomycetes; Pleosporales; Didymosphaeriaceae. Gene Ontology annotation, cellular component: cytosol. The record is from RefSeq and is a predicted model, not a curated record. Bases 1 to 2010 code for a protein of 669 amino acids. The transcript has 2 exons. Gene Ontology annotation, molecular function: GTPase activity; GTP binding. Gene Ontology annotation, biological process: ribosomal subunit export from nucleus.
AUGGUGCUCGCAAAGUCGAAGAAGAGCGUGGGGCUGGGCAACAGCCUCAUGAACGACCGCUUCGGGAAGGGCAAGGGUGCUGAUAUGCGCAAAGGCAACUUCCAGGGCGGUAUUGAGCGGACGGGCCAGAAUGGUGAGAAGUACAUUACGAACGAAAAGAAAGAGGCAGCGUGGGUCAAGAUGCGCUCUGUGACGGAACAAAACGACCUUGACGAGUUCCUCUCCACUGCCGAACUCGCGGGCACCGAUUUCACGGCCGAGAAGAUGAACAACGUUAAGAUCAUUCAUCGUGACCAGAAGAACCCAUAUCUGCUAUCUGCAGCCGAAGAGCGCGCCGCUGUGCGGAAACACCGGGAGAACAAGGAACGGUUGAGCGUACCACGGAGACCUCAAUGGGACGAGAAGACAACCCCGCAGCAAUUAGAUACCAGGGAGCGCGAGUCUCUGCUGCAGUGGCGAAGAGGGCUGGCCGAGCUGCAGGAACAUAAUGAUCUGCUCAUGACGCCGUUUGAGCGAAAUCUGGAAGUGUGGAGGCAGUUGUGGCGCGUUAUCGAGAGGUCCGACCUUGUCGUCCAAAUCGUGGAUGCGCGAAACCCGCUGUUGUUCCGAAGCGAGGAUUUGGAGACUUAUGUGAAAGAGGUGGAUCCGAAGAAGAACAACUUGCUCUUGGUAAACAAGGCAGAUAUGAUGACUUUGGACCAGCGGCGAGCUUGGGCAGACUACUUCGUGGAGAAGGGCAUCAACUACAAGUUCUUCUCUGCUGAGUUGGCCAAGGAGAUGAACGAAGCUAGACAUGGAAUUGAAGAAGGCGACGAGGAAGACGACGAUUCUGAUGACUACCUAGACGAGGAUGAGGUUGAGGAAGUCGAUGUCGAAGGUGAUGAUCUUGCAAAGCAAGCUAGAAAGAUUGAGAUCCAAGACAAAGAAGAAGAAAAGGAAGACUGGGUUGAUGAGGAGACUGUCCCAGGUCCCUCUGGUGGUGUUAUUUUGUCAGACGAAGAAGAGCGGAUACGAAUCCUGACCACAGACGAACUCGAAGCUCUGUUCCUCGAACAUGCCCCAGAUGUCGAUACAGGCCCGAACGGCGAACACCGCAAGACGCAGAUCGGCCUCGUCGGUUAUCCCAACGUCGGAAAGUCAUCUACCAUCAACGCCCUUAUCGGCGCAAAGAAGGUCUCAGUCUCUGCAACACCUGGUAAAACGAAGCAUUUCCAGACCAUUCACCUUAGCGACCAAGUCAUCCUCUGCGAUUGCCCCGGUUUGGUCUUCCCUAACUUUGCGACCACGAAGGGUGAGCUUGUCUGCGCAGGUGUCCUCCCUAUCGAUCAACUGCGCGAAUACACAGGUCCCGGUGGUCUCAUCGCACAGCGCAUCCCAAAAUCGUUUCUUGAAGCUAUCUAUGGAAUGAAGAUCGAAGUGCGACCAAUCGAGGAAGGCGGCACCGGUACCCCGACAUCGGAAGAGGUGCUUCGUGCCUAUGCUAUCGCAAGAGGUUUCCAGACUCAAGGUUUGGGGCAGCCGGAUGAGUCGCGAGCAGCACGCUAUAUCCUCAAGGACUACGUCAAGGGCAAGCUACUGUUCUGCCACCCUCCACCUACAGAACCACCGAUUGAUGCUAAACAAUUCAACCGCGAACUCUAUGAUAUCAACCACCUCCCCGCGAAACGCCGCCACCACCUUGCUUCCGUAGCCGCAUCCUCCUCCGUUGCUGGUACGGAAGAUGCUUCCGUCAUGGACGAUGAUCUUGACGUCGACUCGACUCCACUCACGGGUGAGAAAGGCUCACGACUAGACAAGAAAUUCUUCGGUCCAGGGCAGGGAAGUGGACAUGUGUCGAGACCGUUUCACUAUCAGUAUAGCGAGCAAGGCAAACAGCUGAGUGGAAGGAAAUUGAAGGCUGUGACGGCGAUGGAGAAGGAUGUAGAUCCUAGUGAGCUGCAGAUGAGUAGUAAGAAGCAUUUCAAGGGGAACAAGCGGAGGGCGAAGAAGGUCAGAGAGGAGUACGAGUAG